AUGACAACAUCACAAAAGUGUAGUUCUUCUACAAUUCUCGAACAACCAUAUGGUAUUGUAACAACACGAUGUAUACCUGGUUGGUAUCGUCGUCCAUUACCUGAAAUAGCCAUACCUUUCAAUUCUGAGAAAGGCAAACGUUUAUUUCGUGAAGCACUUCUUAGUGAUGGUUUACAUGGAUAUUUUAGUUUAGCAGAAACAUUUCAUACUCAAGCUGAACCUUCAUAUUGUGGUCCUGGAACACUUUCAAUGGUAUUGAAUAGUUUGAAUAUUGAUCCAGGUUAUAUAUGGAAAGGUAAUUGGCGUUUUUUUGAUGAAAAUACAUUACGUACAUGUGAUAAACGUAAACCAAAAGAUAAUCCAUUAGAAAAUAUUCUUGAAGAAGGUAUUACAUUUGAAGAAUUUCUUUAUCUAGCAGAAUGUAAUGGUGCUUCAAUAAUUCCAUUUCUUGCUUCAAAUACAACACUUGCACAAUUUCGUUCAGCUAUUCUUGUUGCUUGUACACGUCGUUUAGAUGAUAUUCGUCUUGUAUGUAGUUAUAAUCGUAGUACACUUCAACAAACAGGUACUGGCCAUUUUUCACCAAUAGCUGGAUAUCAUUCACAAGAAGAUCUUGUACUUAUACUUGAUGUUGCAAGAUUUAAAUAUCCAUCACAUUGGAUACCUAUUGAAUUACUAUGGCAAUCAAUGUGUACUAUUGAUUUAAUAACAGGAAAAUCUAGAGGUUUUUAUUUAAUUUCGAAAUGGUCAAGUGAUUUUUCUAUUCAAUGUAAUAUAAAUAAUUGUAGUGAUAUUAGUGAAGAAAAUUCAUCAAUUAAUAAAAUAUUUUGUUCAUCAGAAGAAAGUCUUUCAUUAUUUAUUAAUAAUAAACUUCUUUCAAUUGUUGAUUUAACUGCAUCAAUUGAAACAAUAAUUAUUACUAUUUUACAAUCAAUAUCACCUAUUGUUAUACAAUUAAUUACAAAAUGGACAUUUGAUCUAAUGCAAAAAUAUCGUUUAAAUGCUGUAAUGAAUUCAAAAUGUGUUCAAGAAUGUAAUUGUAGAAAUCUUUUUGAAUUAUAUCCAUCAUUUAUACCUGAAAAUAUUAAUGAUUCUAUAAAAAAUGAUAAUUCAGAAUGUAAAAAACCUUGUGCUCGUGUUACUCGUUCACAUGUUCAUGCUUAUGCCAUACCGACUAAAUGUGCUUUGAAAGCUUUUAUUGAAUUAUUUGAAAAAGAUAUUAAUCAAAAACUUUAUCAAAUACUUGAACAAAUGAAUAUUGAACAAUAUUUAACUAUAAAACAAGAUAAAACAAUGUAUUUAUUUGGUGGUUUUUCAACAAUGAUUGAUGAUAAUGAUAUAAAAAGUCAAAUUGAACGAGGUUUAACAACAAUAUUUCUUUAUGCACUUCGAACAAAUAAAUUUCUUUCAACUAUUGAUCUAUUCAAUUCAAAUGAAGUUUCGUCUGAAUUAAGAAAUGAAAUUAAUUAUGCUAAAGCUUGUUUUGGACUUUAA
Molecule: messenger RNA, 1494 nt
Organism: Rotaria sordida
Lineage: Eukaryota; Metazoa; Rotifera; Eurotatoria; Philodinida; Philodinidae
Source: the annotation of a GenBank genome assembly